Molecule: messenger RNA, 3069 nt
Organism: Saccostrea cuccullata (small rock oyster)
Lineage: Eukaryota; Metazoa; Mollusca; Bivalvia; Ostreida; Ostreidae
Exons: 10
Coding region: 285-1775 (496 amino acids)
Biological process (GO): proton transmembrane transport
Cellular component (GO): plasma membrane
Molecular function (GO): voltage-gated proton channel activity
Source: RefSeq, a predicted model, not a curated record
GGCAAAAAUUAGACCAAUGGCAACCUGGCAGUUUUGAAAGGAAUUUUUAUUGAUUGGGAUUUCAGUUUUCAUUGCAUGUUGCAAUCGAUGAUCAGCGCCUAGGUAUAACAUCUUACCUGAGAUAUGCAGGGACAUUUCGGAACAAGGACCGUAACGGAUUUUAUCGAUAACAAUCGCUUGAUUGGACUGGAGGUCCUGUAAACAACCCUAUACCAAAUUGAUUAUCAUAAGUCAUGGGUCAACUUGUGAUCAAUAAUAGGUGUUUAUGUCUAAAGUGAGACGAUAUGGGAAGAGAUGAAAGCACGAAUUGCAUGGAGGCCCACGCCUUUCUAAAUGGCCUGUGUAUGGAAUGUUACGUCACAUUGCUCACCAUUCUAGACAUCCUCUGCAUCACCACAGAGCUCGUCAUUAGACUGGGAAUAAUUAAAGACCCACACGCCGAUCCUACGGAGAGCCCUCUGGUGUCCAGUCUCAAUGUGACCACUGAAACUUACAAUCCAGAUCCAGGCGGAACGUGCCAGCAGUGCUCCAUGGAAACCUCUCUAGAUAUCGCACACUGCGUGGUGCAUUACUCCAGCGUCACCAUCUCAUGUGUAUUCAUGAUUGAGGUGGUGGCACGGGUUGUUGCUGGAUGUCCAGGCUGCUGGAAAGAUGUUCUUAACGUUUUUGAUGGUUUUGUUGUACUAUCUGUCUGUUCUAUGGAAGUUCUGUUUACCGUGUUUUGGAAUGACGUCAUCUGUUACCACGUGGCAGUAGAGGCAGCCACUUAUGUGGUGGCUCUUCGCUUUCUCCGAAUUCCAAGAGCUUGCAGUGUUCGAAAGAGAAUUUAUGCGGAACGAUUAGAAAACGAAAUGCACUACUUAAGGAAGGCAAAAUCUAAAUCAGAAGAGCAUUCAAGGGAGCUUGCCACAAAACUAAAACGCCAACAGAAAGAAAUACUAGAAUUACAAAACCGACUAUCAACAGCAUCGAUGGACUAUACACAUGAAAAUAUAUCAUCUAUAUCAAUCAGCGAUUUAAGUAUUCCUCAGAUAAGUAAUGGAACCUUGCCUAACGGGUUCCACACCACCUCACUUGAUGAGCUAGACUCUGUUACGUCAUCAAUUACUGCUGCCAAACAAGCUGAUCUUACAGACACCAAAGAAAACGGCCCAAAGGAAUCGGCUUCAAGACAGAGUAGUGUGCAAUAUAAUUCCCUUCUCAGUGAAAUUAACUCAAAACGAGAUGAAAUUAAUAAAAAGAGUCUCAAACUAAAACCGGGUCACUCCCGAAACACGUCUCCAAAGAAAGAGGCAAAUGAUCACGAAGUGAUCUACUCCAACGCACAUGAGACUACUUACAUGAACACUUCCGGUAUGUAUGACGGUUGUGGCGGGAGUUACCAUGACAGUAAUGCAACUGACAUUGUGUACCAGUUGGAUAAAAUCAUUAGAGACAAUCAGUCGAAUGGCACGGUAUCCGCCAUUAGGGAUUCUGCGCAGUCCGCACAGUCUGUGGAAACGGAUGAUGAUGAAGCACUCCUUAUAAGAAGAAGUUAUGGUGCUAAAUCUGGUUCCCAUGUUCGAGCCUCGUUUGCAGGAAGAGAGAAUAAAGCGUUUAGUUACGGAGACAAGACUAGGGCUUCGUUUACAACUGCCCGCGAAAGUAGAACCAGUUUUCAUCCUGGACCUGAGGUUAACGAAGUAGUCAAAAUGAGAAAUCUAGAAGUAAUGGCUGAGUAUGAGGGAACAAGAACGUACCGUAGUGCUGAGGGCAUUCCACUUACAGACCUUUAGAUUUUACAAGAUCCCCCUGCUGGAACAGGAAGUUUUGAUGGCCUGUAUUUAUCCUACUUAUUGUAAAGACCAAACCAAAACCUGUCUCUGAUUACCCCCCUUUUUUACAUUUUGUUCAUUUCCUAAAUAUAUAUCAGUAGUGCAAUAACGAUGCUUUCUCAGAAUUAAGAUUGUGUUAAAAUGUCAUUGUCAUACGUAUAUUUUUGACUUGCAAAAUUACGGUAUGGUAAUAUUCAAUACUGAAUAAUUUUUCAUUACUAAUUUCGGCAGUAAUUUCAAAAGAACGCGGGUGAAAAAGUGGUAAAUGCCUACGGCUGGACACAGAAGCAAUUAAGUUUAAAAAUCAUCAAUUACAUCUUUUAAUGAAGCUACAUGUAGAUGAAAUCAAUAUAUUAUAAACAUAUUUAGUUUAUUUACUCUUUAAAAUGAAACAUGGAACAAUCCCAGUAGUGCUAGAAGUAUGUAAUAUUUAAGCUGUAAAAUGGCAUAAACACACCGACGUUGGCAAAAUUGAUAUUAAUUUUCGCGAACAUGUUUAUUACAGUUUUUUUCUUUGUGAAUAGAUUCGAAAUUAAUUUUAUUGAAAGAAUAUUUUCUAAAGUUGAGUUAUGAUAUAUAAAAAGAGAGUACAUUAAUCAUAAAAAGUACUCAUUUAUUCCAAUGCAAUUGUAUUUUUAUUCAACCAUUUCGAUAGCUGCAGGACUGUAGCUCUUCAGAAAAAUAAUAGGGGUACAUUGGCAGAAUCUGAUCAUACCUCCCAUCGAGGUACAGAUCAGCAGCCACUUAUUCAGGGGACAAGUUAUGCAUUCCAUUAAAUUACAUCAGUGAUAAAAACAUUGCAUUUAAUUAUUACUAAUUUGAUAGCUAUUCGAUUGGGGCAUUUAAUACACCUCUUUCACCCAUGUUCUUUUCAAUUUUCUUCCACAGUACUGUAACUUUUCCGAGAAUGAUUUUAUCGUUUUUUCUUCAUGCUUUAUACCAUGUCUUUCUUAAUAAUUAUAAUAUCAUAUAAUAUCAAAACUUAAAGAACCCAUAAGACAUGAUCAGUUGGUUAAUUAAUUAAGCUAUGUAAAUUAUAUUCUGAUUGAAACCAAAAAUAAUGCAAUACUUGGCAUUGUUGAAAUGCGGGUCGUUUUUGCGAUGCUUGAUCCUUGGAUAUACAUGUAUUUAGUCUGUGAUUUUAUUUUAAUAAAUAAAUAGCAAUAUGUCAUAUUUAAAUAAAUUAAUAGCAAUAUAUGUCAGGUGUGAAUGUCAAUAUUUUUUUUAUAGCCACCCCGUUCCUUCUUAGUGUAUU